UCUUAGAAUGCCAUAGUCAUGUCACCCAACCCCAAGUUCUCUCCACCUCACAUGAUCUGUCAAAAACAAUGAAGAGGCUCACCUAUGAGGCACCGUCAGAGCCAACACCCACACUGGAAAACUCAUACUUACAUUAGUUUCUGGGACAGUCACCACACUGGUUGCUCCUGAACUACAUUUCACAUCAACCUUCGAUGAUGUAUCAAAGGUCCGUGAGAAUUGUUUUGGGGGGAUUUGUGACUCACUUUAUCGUCGUCAUAUGGCAUGGCAUUUUCCGUCAGUGGUUGCCACAGCUACUAGUCACCUUAACCCGGAUGCUCCCGAAACACACCUAUCUUCUUCAUGUCCUCCUUUGCCAAAUCUUGUCUCACUGUUGAAUCGAGCACAGGAUUUGAAUGGGAUACUGCCAUCUGGUGGCUAUUUUGUGUAACUGCAAAAGGGAAAUUAUGCCUGCACAUCAACUAAUAAAGUGAAUUAAAAGAAAGUUACAUGGAUUAAACUUAGAAAAAGACUUCAUAUUGGGCAUACUAUCUUUGAUUUAUUUACCACUUUCAUUUUAAUCAAUUUAGUUAGAUCUAUCAAUAGCCUGAAUUUUUCCAAUAUUUGCAAGGCAAAUGAAUUCUUUUCUUGUCUUAACGAAACGCUCAAACAUGUCAAUUUACAGGUGAAGACCACUUAUAUUUAAGAAUCCAAAUGGCUCCAUACUAACAGAGACAAUGGGUGCAACAGAUGAACCGGAUUAAGAUCCAAACUCCCAUGUCUGGUCAUGUCAGUGAGAACAAACACUCUCCACUGAAGCAUUCCAGGCAUAUUAAGACCACAAAGAUGUGUGAAACUCUUCAGAGGCUUCACUUUAUGAAAUGCUUAUUGAAUAGCAAAGCAGCCGAUGUGGCAUGACCGAUCAGCUCUUUUGAGUCCCAGUGCUCCUUCUUUUCUCACAAACAUGUCAAACCAUGAUCUCCUCUCUUCCGCCUAUUUGCUCAUCUCUCCUCCCACUUGGUACUCCUCCACUUGUCUGGAGGAAUUGGACUUCGGAGCCUGCUGUGUUUUGUGUUUGAGGAGUGAAGAAUGGACCGAUGAGCCAGAAAAGAAAAAAUAAAGGAGCCUUGAAUUUCGCUGUAGUAGAACAGACACACUCCCAGGAGCACAAUCCAAACUGAGCUCAGCCAAAAUGACCAGAUGUUUAUGGACUCUCCUGCUCCUCUGCGUUUGCGCAGUGGACUCUUUCCGGAGCCGGAGCAAGAGAAGAGACCGCGACCCCAUGCAAGGCUACAUGGACCCCGACAACAACCAUCAGAACUUCAGACACCCAGAGAUGAAAGAGUGUCGCCGCUGCUGCGACCCAGAAGAGGAAAGCCCUCCUCAGUACCCCGGCCAUCACCCCCCACACUACAGGGUUGUUCCACACAUCAACAUCACAUUGCUCAAAGGUGAGAAAGGGGACGCUGGUGAACGAGGGCCCUAUGGCAAACAGGGUAGAGCCGGACAAACAGGCCCUUCCGGGCCCGUGGGCAUCAAGGGCAGCAAAGGCAGCAUGGGCCUUCCAGGUGAACCCUGCAAGAGCCAUUUUGCAGCCUUCUCAGUGGCUCGAAAGAAAGCGCUGAACUCCUUGGACUACUACCAGACGCUAGUUUUCGACACUGAGCUGGUGAAUCUGUAUGGCCACUUCAACAUGUUCUCUGGUAAGUUCUACUGCUACGUGCCAGGCAUCUACUACUUCAGUUUGAAUGUGCACACGUGGAACCAGAAGGAGACCUACCUCCACGUCAUGCACAACGAAAGGGAGGUGGUGAUCCUCUACGCACAGCCCAGUGACCGCUCCAUCAUGCAGAGCCAGAGUCUGAUGCUGGACCUGGACACUCACGACCAGGUCUGGGUCCGACUCUUCAAGGGUGAGAGAGAGAACGCCAUCUUCAGUGAUGAGUUUGAUCUAUACAUCACUUUUAAUGGACACCUGAUCAAGCACAAAGACGAGUUGUAGUUCUGAAACAAUGAAAACAAUAGAAUUUGUAUGUAAAAAUGAAUGUCACUAAGGAUCAAUGUAAUCCAGGUUGCCAGGGAGCAGAUCUUGCACUAGAGGGCGCUCAUCUAACAAUAGUGUUAAAAUCUCAAUUCUCAUAUUUCUUUUCUGCUUCAUCUUUUGAAAAGGAAAAACACUGAUCACUGGGUAAAAGCGGCUGACACAGAGGGUUGUGCUGGCAAAGGACGGAUGUAUUCAGCAAUAUUCAGCAAUUCUAUUAUUUCAAUCUCUUUUUCCAUUGUUUGAAUUCCUUUGUGCACUUUUGUAUUUAAACGACAUAACUACUGUAACCAGUUAACACAGAAUAAUAUACAAAUUGUUUUGCCUUAUAUCCAUAAAUAUAUAUAU
Molecule: messenger RNA, 2368 nt
Organism: Synchiropus splendidus (mandarinfish)
Lineage: Eukaryota; Metazoa; Chordata; Actinopteri; Syngnathiformes; Callionymidae
Gene: c1qtnf1
Product: C1q and TNF related 1
Exons: 4
Coding region: 1172-1981 (269 amino acids)
Molecular function (GO): protein binding
Source: RefSeq, a predicted model, not a curated record